CGAAAACCUUAUCUCGUAGGAAUUUCCAGUUGUAAAAGUGUACGAUACAAAAACCAAGGAGGAAUCAAUCACGAGGAUGAAAUCGUUUAUGUGCUUGUUUUGCGUAGCGAUCAUCGGUUUUGGAAUUGCAUUGCCGAUAAACGAAACUUCUGUCAAAACGAUACAUCCUAUUGUUUCAAACAUAGUUAGAACAUCGAAUAAAGACUUAUUACAGCUCUAUGAAUCGUCGCAAGAUGCAGAAGUCCGUCCCGGUUUGUUCGAAGGAGAUAUAGCCAUGACCAGUGAGUAUUUCGAUUACUGGCGCAUCGGUUUACGCUGGGAUGUUUUUCCGGACAAACUGUGGGAAAAUAGGACAGUUCCUUAUGUAAUUAGUACUUUGUACGAUAUAGUGGAUUACAUGAAAAUAUACAAAGCCAUCACAUAUAUAAAUUAUAUGACAUGCAUAAAAUUUGUUCCAUGGGAUACUAAAGCCAAAGACUUCUUACUGAUUUGGCCGAUAAUAUACCCUAAGGGGUGCUGGUCAUUCGUGGGGAAAUUCGGUGGAGCUCAGAUACUCUCCUUGGAACCACCGGACGAAAAGGGACCAAACUGCUUGGAAAACGAGGGAAGAGCGAUACACGAGUUAAUGCACGCUCUCGGAAUCUUUCACGAGCACAGUCGCGCCGAUAGAGACAUGUAUAUAGAUAUACACUACGACAAUAUUAUCCCUGAAUUUCGCUCAAAUUUCAAUAAGCAAUCGCCGGAGAACGCGACAUAUAGUUACGAGUAUGGAUACGACAGUAUAAUGCAUUACGGAAGCCAUUUCUUCAGCAUAGAUCCUACAAAACCGACUCUAACUCCGAAAACACCUGGCGUGACGAUCGGCCAACGAAAAGCGAUGAGUAAGAUAGAUUGUUUAAAACUGAACGAUCUCUACGGAUGUUUGGAUAAACCGGAACAAGCGCGAAUAUAUUAUAAUAUUUGCAAAACGUUAGGAUUAUAAAUAUCAACUAAAAUUAAUUUAUAGAUAUAUUCUUUUCGAGGUGGUAAAAGACUAUACUUGCAUAGAUGAAGAAAUACGA
This is a messenger RNA of Trachymyrmex cornetzi, 1061 nucleotides long. RefSeq names its product high choriolytic enzyme 1. Lineage: Eukaryota; Metazoa; Arthropoda; Insecta; Hymenoptera; Formicidae. The record is from RefSeq and is a predicted model, not a curated record. Gene Ontology annotation, molecular function: metalloendopeptidase activity; zinc ion binding. Gene Ontology annotation, biological process: proteolysis. The transcript has 6 exons. Bases 77 to 982 code for a protein of 301 amino acids.